CUCUAAAUGCAAAUAGAAAACAUUAGUGAUAAAAAAAGUAGAAGCAGAAGUCGUAGUAAGUCCAGUAAAAGGAAAGCCUAACAUAACCAAACCUAAAUUAAAUAAAAUGAGAAACAUUAAAAUGAAAUAGAUUGUUUUAAAAUAGUCAAUAAAGAAUGUAAUUCUCAUAAUUCUAGUCCAAAUGGAUUAAAAGCAGAAAUCAGCAAGAGUUAUGAACAUUAUAAGUAAAUAUUGUGUUAAUACAGAGAAAGUAAAGAAGAAUAUAAGAUCUUAGAUCGGAAUUAUUAGAAUAAUCUAGCGCCUAAUAAUUAAUUUUAAAUACAAUGUGAAAAUAAUGAUUAAGGACAAAGAUGUUUAGCUUAAAAGGAAAUUGAAAACAACAUUAAUUAAUGUCUUGAAAAGCAUCCAUCAGAAAUGAUAACAAUAAAUGAUAGUAGCUAAGAUGAUAAUUAAGAUGUCAGUAGUAUUGAAAAAAUAGCUAGUUCAUAUGUUGAAAUGAAAAAACUUGAUUAUUAAAAAUUAGAUUCUUCUAAAAUUGAUCUUUUAAGACGAAAUUCUUUUAAAAUUUAGAAACAAAAUUUAAAAAGAUCUUCCUAAGAUCAUCACUAAUUAAAUUAAUAAAUUAAAUAUUCUGAAUGCAUAGAUUUAACUAAUGAUGAUAAUAUCUAAUCUUUUUUUGGCCUCAAUCAUCCUAUGUUUAUAAGUUCUAUGGAAUAUAAUAAAAAAGAAUUAUUUGAAUUAACCGAACCAUACGAAUAUUCAUGUGGCAAUUUUAUGAUUAGCUUGGGAAUUAGAGAUUAUUAUACUGCUAUUGUUACUCUACCUAGUCUAUAUUAAAAGUAAAGUGUUUAUUAUCUAUUUAUGAUGUUUUAAUAUGAUCAAAAUAACAUUUAUUGUAUGGUUCCUGAAGAUGACUAAACAACAUUACUGGUUAGUUCUAAUAUUUAAUCACUUUAUUACUUUUGCAACUCUGAUAAUCAACUCAAGAAAAAUAAUAAAACAAACUUCUUAGAAAGCACUCUUAAAUACAAAUUUCCCUAUAUCUAUCCAACAUUAAUUAGAAAAUUUAUAGUUUCUUAUAAAAAAAAUGAUUUAUAGAUUUAAUAUCAAAUAAAUUAUGAUUCAGAGGCAACUCAAUUAGCUAUUUAACAUUAUUAUUAAGCAUUACCAGGUUAUUUAAUUACAGGUACUAGUCAUCCUAUUUUAAAAAUACUAUUUUUUAAAUCCUAGAAAAAUUAGAUUCCUUAAUUUUACCACAAAUUUCUAAGUACUCCCUUAUAUGUAGGAUAAUUUAGUUUAAAGGCCCAUCUUGAAUAAAAUGGAGAUAUUAUUGUUAUAGAAAGAAAGUUAAUUCUUAAUAUAUUUUUAAGGUUUUUAAGUCCUUUCUGUUAUGGUAUACAUUCAAUAAAAAUUGAAAUCAAUCGUGUAACUGAUUUUAUAGUUAUGAAAUAAAUCGGAAAAGAUUUCGAAAUCUAAUCAAAAAAUAUUAAAUUGUUUUGGAAUGAGAUCCAAUAAAAAUAUCUUAAAUUAUAUCCUUCGUAUUAACUUAUAUUAUAUUUAGAAAAUUGCUAUAUAACUAUUUUGUAGAUCUCAUACUAGAAGAUAGAAAGAUUUAAGAGUAAUACAAAAAGUGGAAUCAAUUGUAUGAUUCUAUGAACAAGUCUCAAUCCAAAUUUAAGUCAAAUGGUAAACCUAUUACCGUGAAUGAUAAACAAUUCUACUGUUUUUCAAUUGAGGAAGUAAGAAAUGGAAACAGAAUUAAAUAUUUAUGA
Molecule: messenger RNA, 1772 nt
Organism: Paramecium sonneborni
Lineage: Eukaryota; Ciliophora; Oligohymenophorea; Peniculida; Parameciidae
Source: the annotation of a GenBank genome assembly